UGAAAGAAAUAGCAUAUCAUCAAUAGAAGAUCGUUCCUUUGUCGAACUAAGCGCUUUAACAAAUUUACGUUUAAAUGGAAACCAACUUACUGCACUCCGAAAAGCAAUGUUCUCGUCCUUGAAAAAUUUAAGAGAUUUGUAUCUUGAAAGAAAUAGCAUAUCUUCAAUAGCGGAUCGUUCCUUUGCCGAAUUAAGCACUUUAACUUAUUUACGUUUAAAUGGAAACCAACUUACUGCCCUUCGAAUAGCAAUGUUCUCGUCCUUGAAAAAUUUAAAAGAUUUGUAUCUUGAGAGAAAUAGCUUAUCCUCAAUAGAGGAUCGUUCCUUUGUCGAACUAAGCGCUUUAACAUAUUUAAAUAUAAAUGAAAACCAACUUACUGCCCUCCGUAAAGCAAUAUUCUCGUCCAUGCAAAAUUUAAAAUAUUUGUAUCUUGAGAGAAAUAGCAUAUCAUCAAUAGAAGAUCGUUCCUUCGUCGAACUAAGCGCUUUAACAUAUUUAGAGUUAAGUGAAAACAAACUUACUGCCCUCCGAAAAGCAAUGUUCUCGUCCUUGCAAAAUUUAAAAGAUUUGUAUCUUGAAAUAAACAGCAUAUCAUCGAUAGAAGAUCGUUCCUUUGUCGAACUAAGCGCUUUAACAUAUUUACGUUUAAAUGGAAACCAACUUACUGCCCUUCGAAAGGCUAUGUUAUCGUCCUUGAAAAAUUUAAAAUAUUUGUAUCUUGAGAAAAAUAGCAUAUCAUCAAUAGAGGAUCGUUCCUUUGUCGAACUAAGCGCUUUAACAUAUUUGGAUUUAAAAGAAAACCAACUUACUACCCUCCGAAAAGCAAUAUUCUCUUCCUUGCAAAAUUUAAAAUAUUUGUAUCUUGAAAGAAAUAGCAUAUCGUCAAUAGAGGAUCGUUCCUUUGUCGAACUAAGCGCUUUAACAUAUUUGGAUUUAAAAGAAAACCAACUUACCGCCCUCCGAAAAGCAGUGUUCUUGUCCUUGCACAGUUUAAAAUAUUUGUAUCUUGAAAGAAAUAGCAUAUCAUCAAUAGAGGAUCGUUCCUUUGUCGAACUAAGCGCCUUAACAUAUUUAGAUUUAAGUGAAAACCAACUUACUACCCUCCGAAAAGCAAUGUUCUGGCCCUUGCAAAAUUUAAAAGAUUUGUAUCUUGAAAGAAAUAGCAUAUCAUCAAUAGAGGAUCGUUCCUUUGUCGAACUAAGCGCCUUAACAUAUUUGGAUUUUAAAGAAAACCAACUUCUUGCCCUCCGAAAAGCAAUGUUUUCGUCCUUGCAAAAUUUAAAAUAUUUGUCUCUUGAGAGAAAUAGCAUAUCAUCAAUAGAAGAUCGUUCCUUUGUCGAACUAAGAGCUCUAACAUAUUUUCGUUUAAAUGGAAACCAACUUACUGCCCUCCGAAAAGCAAUGUUCUCGACCUUGCAAAAUUUAAAAGAUUUGUAUCUUGAGAGAAAUAGCGUAUCAUCAAUAGAGGAUCGUUCCUUUGUCGAACUAAGCGCUUUAACAUAUUUAGAUUUAAGUGAAAACCAACUUACUGCCCUCCGAAAAGCAAUGUUCUCGUCCUUGCACAAUUUAAAAUAUUUGUGUCUUGAGAGAAAUAGCAUAUCGUCAAUAGAGGAUCGUUCCUUUGUCGAACUAAGCGCUUUAACAUAUUUAGAUUUAAGUGAAAACCAACUUACUGCCCUCCAAAAAGCAAUGUUCUCGACCUUGCAAAAUUUAAAAUAUUUGUAUCUUCAGAGAAAUAGCAUAUCAUCAAUAGAGGAUCGUUCCUUUGUCGAACUAAGCGCUUUAACAUAUUUAAAUUUAAAUGAUAACGAACUUACUGCCCUCCGAAAGGCAAUGUUCUCGUCCUUGCAAAAAUUAAAAGAUUUGUAUCUUGAGAGAAAUAGCAUAUCAUCAAUAGAGGAACGUUCCUUUGUCGAACUAUGCGCUUUAACAUAUUUGGAUUUAAAAGAAAACCAACUUACUGCCCUCCGAAAAGCAGUGUUCUUGUCCUUGCACAGUUUAAAAUAUUUGAAUCUAGACAAAAAUAACAUAUCAUCAAUAGAGGAUCGUUCCAUUGUCGAACUAAGCGCUUUAACAUAUUUAAAUAUAAAUGAAAACCAACUUACUGCCCUCCAAAAAGCAAUGUUCUCUUCCUUGCAAAAUUUAAAAUAUUUAUUUAUUACUCUUGAUGAAAAUUUUCAUUGUUGCUCUCGUCUUCAUUAUGAAAAUCUAAAUUAUAAAAGUGAACGAUGCACUUUUGAGAGGGAAAUUAAAGAAUACAACAGUUUUAAUAAAAACAAUUGUACUGCAUUGAAGCCUCCGAGUCCUACUUAUCAAAGUACGUUUACUCCCGACAAUACCCCGACGGGCCUGCCCUCCUCUUCACCAAGCACUCAAGCCAAUACGCCGGUAAUCCCACUCAUUCCUCACUAUCCGGGCAGCGACAGCAUUUAGGAUUUCUAAUUUUUAUGUAUGGCUAGCGCUAAGCUUAGUCCUUUCCUGCAUUUCUUAA
Messenger RNA from Zophobas morio, 2492 nucleotides. RefSeq names its product insulin-like growth factor-binding protein complex acid labile subunit. The record is from RefSeq and is a predicted model, not a curated record. Bases 107 to 2434 code for a protein of 775 amino acids. The transcript has 31 exons. Lineage: Eukaryota; Metazoa; Arthropoda; Insecta; Coleoptera; Tenebrionidae. Gene Ontology annotation, molecular function: protein binding.